AUACGACCGCAGCACUCCGCAUGGAGCUCUUGACCAGCGUGAUUCUCCUCGGCAAGCGAGCAACCUGCAUAAAGACAAGCUCCUACCAGCUUCAACGUCAUGGAAAAGUCAAAAGCCAGCGACCCCGAGGAGGAGCAAUCAUUGAGUCGACCAGAGGCACCGCUGAUGGCACACGGAAAGAAACAGAUCCAGCAGGAUCAGCCAAAAUGGAGCUUUUCCCUCAAUUUGGCCUGCAUUGGAUCCUCAAUUGGAGCAGCCGUGCCCGUGGGCUAUUGCAUCGGGGUCAUGAACAGCCCCGCCGUGCACAUGCGCUCCUGGUGCAACGAAACUCUGAUUACACGCUAUGAUCUGCACCUGGCAGACUCUGGACUGGAGCUGCUCUGGUCGGCGGCCGUCUCCAUCUUUCUGGUGGGUGGGGCCAUCGGUUCAGUGACGGGCGCCUCGAUCGCCAACCGUUUUGGACGUCGCGGAUGCUUCUAUAUAUGCGGUUUGCUCCUCGCCCUCGGUGCCAUCUGCUUCGCUUUCUGCCGCUUGUGGGCCUCCGUGGAACUGCUGCUCCUGGGCCGACUGCUGGUGGGGCUGGCGGGGGGCCUGGUCACCGCCUUUAUGCCCAUGUACCACAGCGAACUGGCCGCCCUGUCCCAGAGAAGCACCCUGUCCCCGUGCUGUGCAAUGGGCCUCACCGCAGGCGUGGUCGUGGCCCAGGUAUGCAGCCUCCAGUCGCUGUUCGGGGGGCCAGACCGAUGGCACAUUGCCUUGGCCUCUUAUGGCCUCCUCGUAGUGUUCUGCUACGCGCCAUUCAGGUGGUACCCCGAGAGCCCCAAAUGGCUGUACAUAGUCAAGGGUCGGAAGAAGGAGGCCAGGCAACAGCUCCAACAGUUGCGGGGCUUUUCCCCGGACAGCGAGGCACUGCAGGCGGAGCUCGACGAAAUGGAGCUGGAAGCAUCGGCCAAGGUGGAGGCCAGUGGACUCGUGGAGGUGUUGCGUAAUCCCCGGCUGCGCCUUCCACUCAUCAUUGUCUGCGCCUUUCUGGGGGGUCAGCAGCUGUCGGGUAUCAAUGCGAUAUUCUUCUACUCUGUGUCCAUAUUCCGCAAGGCGGGGUUGUCCACGCAGGCGGCAGAGUGGGCCAAUCUGGGCGCUGGAUCCCUCAAUCUGGCCACCUCGAUGGUGGGUCCGAUCUUGUUGGAGCGCGUCAAUCGCCGCCCGCUGAUGCUCUUCUCCACCUUCUUCUGCACCGUCUGCCUCUUUCUCUUCGCGAUGAUGCUCUACUUCAUUGAGAGCUUCAGCUGGUUUGCCAUGGGCUGCAUUGGCUGCAUCUUCCUGUACAUUUUCUUCUUCCAGUUUGGUCUCGGACCCAUUCCAUUCUUCAUAGGAGCAGAGCUGUUCGAGGUCUCUCCGCGUCCGGCUGCCAUGGCUUUCGGGAGUGUUGUCUACUGGCUGUGCAACUUCAUCAUAGGCAUGGCCUUUACCACGCUGCAGAAUGCCUGGGGCGCGUUGGUCUUCCUCCCAUUCUCUGCCACUUGCUUGCUGCUCUUUGGGCUGACCAAACGCUACUUGCCGGAGACCCGUGGCCGCGAUCCAUCCGAGGUGGCACCGCUCGUCGCUGACGGCUUUAAAUCAAAGGUCUUGCGCACUCGCACUGCGAGCCAAUCCUCUUCAUCUGGCUACACAGUUUCGACGCAGCCGCACAACAUGAUGGAGGUGGAAAGUGCCAGCUCUCUGGUGGAGCUCAAGAAACAGCCCAGGAGCCGUUGGACGGCUCUGCUCGUGUGGAGCACUGUGGGCAGCACCAUUGGCUCUGCCCUACCCUGCGGCUACUGCAUGGGCGUCAUCAACACUCCAGCUGUGCACAUGCGGUCCUGGUGCCAGGCCAUGCUCAAUGAGAACUAUGGCCUGGAAAUUUCCCCUGCAGCGCUGGACACUCUCUGGGCCCUCAUUGUGGCCAUCUAUCUGAUUGGCGGGGUCCUUGGCUCGGCCUGCGCUGGCUGGGCGGCUAACCGCUUCGGACGCCGCGGUUGCUUCCUAUUGAGCGGCGCGCUCCUCCUGCUGGCGGCUCUGAUGUUCGUCAGCUGUCGCUGGCUGCGGUCGGUGGAGCUGCUGCUGCUGGGUCGUCUGGUGGUGGGCCUGGGCGGGGGUCUGGUGAGCACUUGUCUGCCCAUGUACCACAGCGAGAUUGCGUCGCUGUCACAGCGCGGCACGCUGGGAGUCUGCUGCUCCGUGGGCUUCUCCAUCGGCAUGGUGGUGUCGCAGAUCUGCACCCUGCAGUCGCUCUUUGGCGGCGAGGAGCUCUGGCACAUUGCCCUCAGCUUCUACGUGGUCUUCAUGGCGGUGUGCUAUGCUCCUUUCCGCCUGUACGCGGAGAGCCCCAAGUGGCUGUACAUUGUGAAGGAGCGGCGCCAGGAGGCCAUCCAGAUGCUGAUACGGCUGCGCGGCUCUGACCUCGGCAUAGGGCAGGAGAUCCGCGCCAUGGACGACGAGGCCUCCGACAAGGGCACAACCCGCAGUCUGGGCGAAGUUCUCGGCGACCCACAGAUGCUGCUCCCCCUCGUCCUUCUCUGCGCGUACCAGGGAGGUCAGCAGUUGUCCGGAUGCUCAGCGAUCUUCUACUACUCCGUUUCCAUUUUUCGCAAUGGAGGGCUCUCGACGAGCGCCGCCGAGUGGAUGAAUCUGGCCGCUGGCAACGUCAAUCUGGCCACCUCGCUAAUGGGUCCUCUUCUCAUGGCCAAGUUCAACAGACGCACCCUUAUGCUGUUCUCCACGGCAUUUUGCGGCCUCCUCAUGUUCUCCUUUGGCUGGAUGGUCGAAUACACUGCCCAGAUACCAUGGCUCUCGUAUGGCACAAUGGCUAGCAUUUUCCUCUAUCUGAUCGCCUUCCAACUCGCCCUGGCUCCCAUGCCCUCGUUCAUUGGAGCGGAGAUGUUUGAGGUUCCCUCCCGCUCGGUGGCCCUGUCCAUUGGCAACCAGGUGGGCUGGGGAUGCAAUUUCCUCGUUGGCUUCCUGUUUCCCGCCAUGCACACACUCCUCGGGUCCUAUGUCUUUCUGGUAUUCGCCAUGUGCAGCUUCCUGGUCUUCCUGCUGACCAAAUUUUACCUGCCCGAGACGCGCGGCCGGGAGGUCUCCAAAGUGGCAGAGUUGGUGUCCAGAGGCUUUAGAAGUAAAGUCCUACAAUAAAGUUCAAUACAUAAAUAUUCAUAGUUAAGCAGGAAAA
Molecule: messenger RNA, 3208 nt
Organism: Drosophila guanche
Lineage: Eukaryota; Metazoa; Arthropoda; Insecta; Diptera; Drosophilidae
Exons: 11
Coding region: 100-3171 (1023 amino acids)
Biological process (GO): monosaccharide transmembrane transport
Cellular component (GO): membrane
Molecular function (GO): hexose transmembrane transporter activity
Source: RefSeq, a predicted model, not a curated record